GGAGCAGAGGCGAUGAAGAGGCUGCAUGAAGCAAAGGUCUUGGUGGUGGGAGCUGGUGGGAUCGGUUGUGAGCUCCUCAAAGUCCUCGUGCUGUCAGGCUUCAAGAAGAUCGAGGUGGUGGACUUGGAUACUAUCGACGUGAGCAACCUGAACAGGCAGUUCUUGUUCAGGAAGGAGCACGUGAAGAAAAGCAAGGCGAACGUCGCUGCUGAGGUCGUGAAGAGGUUCAAUCCCGACGUGGACAUCAUCGCUCACCAUGGGAACAUCAAGGAGAAGCGGUUCGGACCGAGUUACAUGGACGGAUUCGACAUCAUCUUCAAUGCUCUGGACAACUUGGAGGCCCGCAGGCACGUGAGCAGGAUCUGUGUCCACCAGGAAAAGAUCUUGAUCGACGGAGGAACGCAAGGGUACGAUGGACAAGUGGUAACCAUCAAGAAGGGUGUUAGCGCAUGCUACGACUGCGAGCCGAAGCCCGCUCCCAAGGGGUUUCCGGUCUGCACCAUCCGGUCCACACCGGACAAGCCGGUUCACUGCAUCGUGUGGGGGAAGCACCUCUUCAACAUGCUGUUCGGACCGAAGGAUGACACCGAUGAGGUCGUGCAGGGCAUCAGCGCCGAGCUGGACUCGCAUCAGGUACUGGAGAAAGUCUUCGUAGAGGAGAUCAACAAGCUGAUCGGGAUGGCGGAGCUGUGGGAGAGCAGGAAGCCUCCAACUCCUCUCACACUCGUUGCGACGCAGGAGCAGGCGAACAGGGGGUCUGAGGUUGCCGAGACCACGGUGCUGUCAUUGGAGGAAACAAUCGCGCUGUUCAAGGAGAGCUAUGUGGAAUUGCAAGCGAGGGCGAAGGAGGAGGGUGUGAUGGAAUGGGACAAAGAUGAUGAUGUCAUCAUGAACUUCGUCUUGGCUGCCAGCAACCUCAGGGCUCAUGUCUUCGCGAUCGACAUGCAGACCAGGUUCCGGUGCAAGGAGAUUGCUGGGAACAUCAUCCCCGCCAUUGCCACAACCAACGCGAUCAUCUCUGGAGCCAUGGUGCUGGAGGCCGUUAAGGUGCUAGAGGGAAGACUUGGGGAUUGUAGGGCGAUCAUGAAGAACAGAGAGCCGAGCGGGAGGAAGAGGUACAUUUUGAUCCCCUCGAACCUCGACUUGCCGAACCGUGCGUGUACGGUUUGCAGCGGAGGCACGGUGUCGCUGAAGCUGAACGUGGAGAAGACGACCUUCAACUUCUUCUUGACGAGGAUCUUGAAGCAAGAGUUGGGACUGAACGAGCCUCUCGUCGACACAGGA
Guillardia theta CCMP2712 is the source of this 1284-nucleotide messenger RNA. RefSeq lists its product as hypothetical. The transcript has a single exon. The record is from RefSeq and is a predicted model, not a curated record. Gene Ontology annotation, molecular function: SUMO activating enzyme activity. Lineage: Eukaryota; Cryptophyceae; Pyrenomonadales; Geminigeraceae. Gene Ontology annotation, biological process: protein sumoylation. Gene Ontology annotation, cellular component: cytoplasm; SUMO activating enzyme complex. The annotation marks the transcript as partial.